Messenger RNA from Cheilinus undulatus (humphead wrasse), 2682 nucleotides. Its product is annotated as tripartite motif-containing protein 16-like. Gene Ontology annotation, molecular function: zinc ion binding; protein binding. The coding region runs from base 69 to 1727 and encodes 552 amino acids. The record is from RefSeq and is a predicted model, not a curated record. The transcript has a single exon. NCBI's taxonomy places the organism in Eukaryota, Metazoa, Chordata, Actinopteri, Labriformes, Labridae.
UCAGAGCUCAAACUAGUUUCAUUUCUUAGAAAGUCAAACUCUGACGGUCGUUGUCUCUGAGAGCUGAAAUGGCACAGAAAGGGAUUCAGCUGGAUCAGGAAACCUUCUCUUGUUCCAUCUGUCUGGAUCUACUGAAGGAUCCGGUGACUGUUUCCUGUGGACACAGCUACUGCAUGAAGUGUCUUCAAACCCACUGGAAUACAGAGGAUGAGAAGAAAGUCUACAGCUGCCCUCAGUGCAGGCAGACCUUCACACCGAGGCCUGUGCUGCUGAAAAACACCAUGUUAGCAGUUUUAGUGGAGGAGCUGAAGAAGAGCGGACUCCAAGCUGCUCCUGCUGAUCACUGCUAUGCUGGAGCUGAAGAUGUGGCCUGUGAUGUCUGCACCGGGAGGAAACUGAAAGCUCAAAAGUCCUGUCUGCAAUGUCUGGCCUCUUACUGUCAGAAUCACCUUCAGCCUCAUUUUGAAGUAGCUCCUUUAAAGAAACACAAGCUGGUGGAGCCGUCCAAGAAGCUCCAGGAGAACGUCUGCUCUCAUCAUGAUGAGGUGAUGAAGAUGUUCUGUCGCACUGAUCAGCAGUCUAUCUGUACCAUCUGUUUAUUAGACGAGCAUAAAGGCCGCGACACGGUCUCAGCUGCAGCAGAGAGGGCCAAGAGGCAGAGAGAGCUGGAGGUGAAUCGACAAAAGAUCCAGCAGAGAAUCGAGGACAGAGAGAAAGAUGUGAAGCUGCUUCAACAGGAAGCAGAGGCCAUCAAUUGCUCUGCUGAUAAAGCAGUGGAGGACAGCCAGAAGAUCUUCACCCAGCUGAUCCGUCUCAUGAAGAAACAAUGCUCCGAUGUGACCCAGCAGGUCCGAUCCAAGCAGGAAAGUGAAGUGGGUCGAGUCAAAGAGCUGGAGGAGAAGCUGAGGCAGGAGAUCGCUGAGCUGAAGAGGAAAGACGGCGAGCUGCAGACGCUGUCACAAACACAGGAUCACAACCAGUUUCUACACGACUACCCCUCACUGUCAGCACUCAGCCAACCUACACGCUCAUCCAGCAUCCAUAUCCGUCCUCUGAGGUACUUUGAAGACGUGACAGUGGCUGUGUCAGCAGUCAGAGAUAAACUACAGGACGUCCUGACAGAGACAUGGACAAACAUCUCACUCACAGUGACUGAAGUGGAUGUUUUACUGCCACAACCAGAGCCCAAGACCAGAGAGGGGUUCAUCAAAUAUUCAUGUGACAUCACACUGGAUCCAAACACAGCACACAGAAAGCUGAUAUUAUCUGAUGGGAACAGAGAAGCAAAAAGGACGAGACAACAGUCUUAUCGUAGUCACCCAGACAGAUUCACUACAUGGUUUCAGGUCCUGAGUCGAGAGAGUCUGACUGGACGUUGUUACUGGGAGGUGGAGAGGAGCGGAAGAGUUUAUGUAGCAGUCGCAUACAAGAAUAUCAGCAGAACAGGGAACUGGAAUGAGGGUAGAUUUGGAUACAAUGACAAAUCUUGGGCAUUGGAUUGUGAUGACAGUGGUUAUGACUUUUGGUACAAUGAUGUCCAGACUCGUGUCUCUGGUCCUCUGUCCUCCAGAGUGGGAGUGUACCUGGAUCACAGAGCAGGUAUUCUGUCCUUCUACAGCAUCUCUGAGACCAUGACUCUCCUCCACAGAGUCCACACCACAUUCACUCAGCCUCUACAUGCUGGACUUCAUGUUAUUGGCACAGCUGAGCUGUGUAAGCUGAAGUAGACAGAAGUCAUUUAAAGGAAAAGUGGGUUCACUUCUGUGUUUGAAUCCUUCAGCUUGAUUUUUCUUCAUGUUUGUUGCUGAGAGCUGAUUGGACCUCAUUCACCAAGCGUUCUUACUCACAAACUUGUUCUUCUAACCCACUUCAGGCUCAUUUAUGCUACAGUUGAAAAAAAAAAAAACAUCUGAGUGUUUUAAACCAUACAACUGGCAUUGCUCAUACAGGUUUGUACUUUCUAAUAUUUCACAGUUGAACACUAAUGAUUGGCUGAUUGAUGUGACCUUUAUUUCAAUCAUAUCUUACUCAAAACCAGAUGACUUUAUUACCAAACACAAUCUACUGGAUGGCCAAGCAAACAGAUUUAGAAAUAACACGACAUUUUCAAUGGCUCUCAUGGAAUUUUGUAGAGGAAAUAACAUCAGACACUUAAAACAAGGAAAAUGCUGCAUGAAUCUGACACAAUAGGUCAUCAAUUAUUAAUAAUAAAACUUCAGAAAUAUGGAAUAAGAGCAGUAGCACUCACUUGGCUCAUGCUUACUUAGACCAUAAUUCAAUAUGUUCAUAUCAAUCAAGUUUAUUCAGAACUGCUACAGGUUCAGUGCUGGGACCAUUACGCUUCAUUUAGUAAAUUAAUAUAUGUGAAUGUUCUUUAUACUGACACUAUUUCUAUUUGCUUAUGAUACAGAUUUACUUUAUUGCAGUGACAAAAUGAUAAAUGGGUUUUGUGAAUAAAUCAGUUUAUAUUGAUGGUGAUUUUGAAAUGUUAUUGAUCAAUAUUUUAUUCUUGCGGGUCUUCAGAGGCUCAGGUUUUCUUAGAUAUAAGUAGGGGGGCUCCAGGUAAAAAGCUUGGGAACCACUGAUUCAGGGAAAUCAAUCAAUGAAGAAACAUUUGAUUUUUCUUUUGUGUGGGUUUUUUUGUCAUCAUAACUAUUCUAUGCUUGACUCUCUUUCUGUAUA